CGUUAGUAAGUUCAAAACUAAACUUAAUGAGGAAAUGGAACAAUAUCGCAAGAUUUUAAAUCCUAUAAAGAAAAAAGAAAUUGAAGAAAAAGCAGCUAAUAUAAUUUUAGAUGUCAUUAGAAUCUUUUUUUUUAGGAUUCAAACUCAGGAACCUAUAGGCCAGUUUUAUUGGUUUCAGAAUAAGGAUAAAAUAGAUCCAGGUUUAAUGAAUGGAAUGUGGGAUGAUGAUAAAUUUGAUGAUUUCGAGGUUGAUAUUUGUAAAUUUCCGCUAGUAGGAAUUGAAUUGAAUGAUGACAUAAAACGCAAAAUUUACACGCAUGCAAUUAUACUACCUCAAAAAGUGCAACGAACCAAAUCAGAGUCUAAACAUGUUAAACAGGAAUCUAAACAUAAGGCCGACAAUCAAUCAAAUUCGGAAUCUAACUUUAACGUCAACUCGCAAUACCAACCACAAUCGGAUGUAAAAGCGCCAUCUAAAUCAGAAUUUAAAGCAGAGGUAGAAACACAAUCCAAACCAGAAUUUAAACCGGAUGUCGACACACAACCCAGACCAGAACUUGAACAUGAAGUCAAUAUUAACCCGCAACCUCAACCUCAAACUAAUCCGCAAACUCAAAAUAGCCCACAAACUACUCCGCAAACUCCACAAUCUCAAACUAGUCCACAAACUACUCUACAAACUCCACAACCUCAAACUAGUUCACUAACUACUCCGCAAACUCCACAACCUCAAACUAUCCGCAAACCACCUCGCAAUCACAUUCUGGUUCGGAAGUUGAUCCGCAAGCUGAAGGAAAAAAAAAAAAUAAAAUAUUUGGUAUCUUUUAAUUCGUGUCAUAAAUUUGUCUUUAACAUUAAUGUUUAAAUAAUUUAUUUAAAUAAAAAUAAAUAUAAAUACAUAU
Molecule: messenger RNA, 902 nt
Organism: Rhizophagus irregularis DAOM 181602=DAOM 197198
Lineage: Eukaryota; Fungi; Glomeromycota; Glomeromycetes; Glomerales; Glomeraceae
Source: RefSeq, a predicted model, not a curated record